Molecule: messenger RNA, 855 nt
Organism: Portunus trituberculatus (swimming crab)
Lineage: Eukaryota; Metazoa; Arthropoda; Malacostraca; Decapoda; Portunidae
Exons: 1
Coding region: 1-855 (284 amino acids)
Biological process (GO): negative regulation of termination of DNA-templated transcription
Cellular component (GO): cytosol
Molecular function (GO): transcription antitermination factor activity, RNA binding; RNA binding
Source: RefSeq, a predicted model, not a curated record
AUGGCAGCGCAGCAGCACCAGGGUACCUUUAAGUGGUACAAUAAGAAGUCUGGCUACGGCUUCAUCCGUGAAUCCGUAGCCAACAAAGACUACUUCGUACACUACUCUGGACUGAAGAGAUCCUUCAGGAAAGCCUUACCCCGAGAAGGAGACCACGCCACCUUCACCAGCCUCAAGGGGAAUAAGGGUCCAGAGGCCAGAGAGGUCGCCAGGGAAGGCAACCAAGAACGCCCCCUUUCACGCCCUAAAUCGUCUCCCAGGGCUUGGAAAGCAGCAGAAGCGGAGCUGAAGAUGAAGACUUGCAUCUGCACGGCACAAGCUCUUGCAGGCAACAACACCCGCCGCCUGCAGACCUUGAUUCCGCUUCUGCUGAAGCACAACGGGCUUCCUGCCAUAAGCAUCCCUGAGGAAGCCUUCACCACCACUCGCCAUCACCCCAAGAAGACACAGGGAAAACGCCAGCCGCCCAAAGAAGAACCUCGCCACGAAGAUCAUGUGGAGGAGGGAACGGGCAUGGAGGAGGAAGAGGAAGAAAAUGAGGUCGUGGACGUAGUAGGCAGCGACACAAGCCUACGCAGCCACACCACAGACCCGCCUCACCACGCCACUAAAUCCCCUUCUCUUAACGAAGGCCAAAAUAAAAAGGAUAUACAAAAGACCACCCCUGACGCUGCUACAACCACCAAGGGCAUGAGCCUGUGGCAGUGGGACACAAACAGCAGAGACGAGGCACCACCGACCAAGGAUUGCUCCCCAGACUACGAGAAGAUCAUUGCCGACAUGAUAGCAGACUUCAAGACUGACAACAAUAAACACAGCCAGCAUACCCAGAAGAAGCGGCACCAGCGCCGCUAA